AUGGCUGAAGUGCUCAUUGUGGAGGCCAUCUUGUUUGGCAUUUUGGUCUUCUGUGGAAUUCUGGGAAAUAUUCUGGUCAUCUAUACGGUGGUACUGUGUUCCCUGGAGAGUCUGUCUCGUCACAUGCCUCCGUCUGACAUGAUCCUGCUCAAUCUAGCACUAGCGAACCUGCUGACGUCGCUGUUCCGCACCGUGCCCAUCUUCAUCUGGGACCUGGGUCUGGAAUUGUAUCUAGAAACAGACUGGUGCCGAGUGUUCAUGCUGCUGUGGGUGUGGUGGCGCUCCGUGGGCACCUGGACCACGCUGACCCUCAGCAUCUUUCACUACACAAUGCUGACACGUAAGCAUGUUGCUGUGGGGCCGCUGGCACACCAGAGGGACCGAAGACGUACCAUUCUGAUGCUGGGAUUCGUCUGGGGUGCCAACCUGGCGUUUUCAUUACCCGCCGCCAUAUACUCCGUACACAUCCAUGGAAAUUCUACGUCCGAACUGAUGGUGAUAAGCUGCACCACGCGCCCGCUGCUCGGCUGUACGUGGGACUUCCCAACCAAAGAGCAGGGGGAGGCUUUUGCCUCCACCUCACUCAUUCUCAACGAGGUGCUGCCUCUGCUGCUGAUGGUGAGUACUAACCUGGCGACUCUCCAGGCACUGGCUAAACACAUCCGCAUGGUGACGGUGGGUGUGGAGAGCGGAGCGGUUCGCGUGCACAUGGAGCGGAAAGCGGGUCAGGUGAUCCUGAUGCUGGUGGCACUGUUCGUCGUGUGCUGGGUGCUGCAGGUGACUGCUGUGACUUAUUACAACUACAAUGGUGGAAAGCACACAGAGGGCCUGCUGACCAUCUCACAGUUCUCCUCCUCCGUCUUCGGGGGCUUCAGCCCCAUGGUGGUGGCGUUCGGCCAUGGCAAAUUGCGCAAGAGGAUCAUGGUAAUGGUGCAGGAGCUGGGCAUCUGGGUGGGCUGCAGAACCACCAACAGUGAGGCCAAGAAGAAGAAGGAGCUGGAGAGCACCACCAUCUCGUACAAACAAGAGGCACAAACAAAGAAUGUGAUGAUGUGACUUCAGCACUGAGGGCAUCAA
Molecule: messenger RNA, 1077 nt
Organism: Neoarius graeffei (lesser salmon catfish)
Lineage: Eukaryota; Metazoa; Chordata; Actinopteri; Siluriformes; Ariidae
Product: olfactory receptor class A-like protein 4
Exons: 3
Coding region: 1-1056 (351 amino acids)
Biological process (GO): G protein-coupled receptor signaling pathway
Cellular component (GO): membrane
Molecular function (GO): G protein-coupled receptor activity
Source: RefSeq, a predicted model, not a curated record